Suillus clintonianus is the source of this 513-nucleotide messenger RNA. RefSeq names its product U5-snRNA binding site 2 of PrP8-domain-containing protein. Gene Ontology annotation, cellular component: catalytic step 2 spliceosome; U5 snRNP. The transcript is spliced from 2 exons. The record is from RefSeq and is a predicted model, not a curated record. Gene Ontology annotation, biological process: mRNA splicing, via spliceosome; spliceosomal tri-snRNP complex assembly. Lineage: Eukaryota; Fungi; Basidiomycota; Agaricomycetes; Boletales; Suillaceae. The annotation marks the transcript as partial. Gene Ontology annotation, molecular function: U5 snRNA binding; U6 snRNA binding; U2 snRNA binding.
ACAAAGGAGAGAACUGUGCAGGCAUUCCUCCGUGUCUCCGAUGAUGGUGUCCAGCAAUUCAACAACCGUAUCCAUCAGGUCCUCAUGAGCUCUGGCUCCACCACUUUCUCAAAGAUCGUUAACAAGUGGAACACUGCACUGAUCGGUUUGAUGACGUACUUCCACGAGGCUGUCAUCCACACAAACGAACUCUUGGACAAGAUUCAAACUCGUGUCAAGAUCGGCUUGAACAGUAAGAUGCCAUCCCAUUUCCGUCCUGUCGUCUUCUACAUGCCAAAGGAGCUUGGUGGCCUUGGAAUGCUUUCGAUGGUUCAUGUUCUCAUCCCGCAGAUUGACUUGCGAUGGUCCAAGCAAACUGAUGUCGGAGUUACUUAUUUCCGCGCUGGUAUGACCCACGAGGAGAACCAAUUGAUUCUGAACUUGUACAGAUAUCUUCAGCCAUGGGAGGCAGAGUUCUUGGAUUCAGCUCGUGUCUGGAUCGACAUUCAGCUUCGUUGGAUGAGCACUGUCGAG